This is a messenger RNA of Closterium sp. NIES-65, 1353 nucleotides long. NCBI's taxonomy places the organism in Eukaryota, Viridiplantae, Streptophyta, Zygnematophyceae, Desmidiales, Closteriaceae. The record is from the annotation of a GenBank genome assembly.
AUGGCUCGUGCUGCUAUCCUUUUCGCCAUCCUCUCUCUCCUCGCCGUCGCCGCCACGGCGUGCAAUGUCCCGCCUGGCGGGUGCCACGUCACCAAGGUGUGCCAGAAGCUCGUCAAUCUCGAGAAAUACAACAUCACGGAGCAAAAUUUCCGCAAGUACUCGCUGAUUGGCUACUUCAAGGGCAUGUUCAACAGCCAGGGCGGCAAAGUGAAACCCCAGAAGCCCGGAUCAGGCCCCCUGAACCUCGAGAUCUUCCAGGAGGUGGGAAAUUUCGUCGAGGUGGUAACCAGCACCAAGGGCAACACCCUCGCCAAGUGCUGCGCGGCGUGCGCGAAAUCCAUGGACUGUUACGAGUACCACUUUUUCGUGAGCCCUCGUAUCGAGGACAACGCGAACGUGAAGAACUUCCGCGACGGCGUGCAGUGCUACCUGCUGCAGAAAAACGCGGGCACGGGCAUGUCAGGCGGCCUGUCCCACCCGUACGCAGGUGACAGGAAGGAGCAGGCGGCCAUGGCGCCGUAUUUCCCGCUGAGCUGGGGCAUUCCUCCUGCUGUGGCUGGUGCUGCUUCUGCUGCUGCUGUUGCGCCUAGCACUGGCCUGCACACCUGGAUCAAGGAGGUGGGAGUGGUGUGGGUGUCAUCUGGCGGCAAGCAGCACUCGCUGCGCAUGGUGGCGCGCACAGGCAACCAGCAGGACAGGGGGGCCAACGGCUUCCUCGCUCUCAUGCAGGUGGACGGCGCUGACGUGGCACCACCUCGCCUCAUGGAAGAAGCAGUGGAGGCGGAGGGGGGAGUGGUGGUGACCAAGGUGGCGGAGGGGCGGGAGGGGCUGUUUGACGUGGAUCGCUACACGGUGUCUCUGGAGGGAGUGGGUGAGCUGGACGUGCGCAUGCGCGUGGCGCACCCCCUGCUGCAGACUCCUGAGGAGGCGGAGGCUCACUUCAACAUUGCUCUUACUGACAUUGUGACCACCCCUGCGACCUUCCGCGACACGCCCGAGCAGCAGAGCAGGGCGCUGCGCUACACGCACCUGUCGGCGCUGCUGCACCACCCCAUCGCCGCGGACCAGGAGGAGGGGCGGGGCUUCCUGGACGGCAGCGUGGAGGACUAUGUGUCGUCCGCCAUCACCGUGCCUGACUGCCGCUUCUCCGCCUUUGCCGGCCGCCAGGGGGCUGCUGCGGUUUCUGGUGGCGCUGCUGCGGUUUCUGGUGGCGCUGCUGCUAGUGGGACUGGUGCUGGUGCUGUUGUGGUUACUGGUGCUGGUGCUGUUGCGGUUACUGGUGCUGGUGCUGCAGGGAGUGGUGGUGCGGAUGGGGAGGAAGCUACAGAGGAUGUUCUGGCCAGCGUGGUGUAG